GCGUUGUCGGAAUGGUUCCGCUGCCGGCAGAGCCGGGCCAGAGGCGCUGAGGGCUGCGACGGCGGCAGGUGAAGAGGAGGCGGCGGGACGGGGAGCGGCCUCCGAGGGUCUCCUGGAUGCUUGAGCAUGGACCCAGUUGUUACUCACAGCUGCCACCUCCUCCAGCAGCUGCACGAGCAGCGCAUUCAGGGCCUGCUCUGCGACUGCAUGUUGGUGGUGAAAGGAGUCUGCUUUAAAGCACAUAAGAACGUCCUGGCAGCUUUCAGCCAGUACUUCAGGAGCCUCUUUCAGAAUUCUUCAGGCCAGAAGAAUGAUGUUUUUCACCUGGAUAUUAAAAAUGUCAGUGGCAUUGGGCAGAUCCUGGACUUCAUGUACACAUCUCAUCUCGAUCUUAACCAGGACAACAUACAAGGAAUGCUGGACAUAGCACAGUGUUUGCAGGUUCAAAACGUUCUGCAUCUGUGUCACACAUUUUUAAAGUCAGCCACUGUAGACCAGCCACCUGUCCUGCCUUGUAACAGCGCGUUCUCCCUGCAGGGCACUUUGGCUCCCGACACUAAUUGUGUUAUCAGUGAAAACUAUCCGCCCCAUUUGCUGCAGGAGUGUUCAGCAGGUGCUCAGCAGAGUAAAGCUUUGGACGAAUCACAUUCUCACGCUCCAUCGUCACUUAGUCUUCAUCAUUCCACAGCUGAAACAUCCAAACAAGCCCCUGAGACACUGGAUGGCAGCUGUCCAGAACUGCCUUUCAAACAGCCAAACUAUUACUACAAACUCAGAAACUUUUACAGUAAGCAAUACUAUAAGCAGACCUCUUGUCCCAGUCAUGAGAGGGUCAUCGAGCAGCCUUUCCCCUUCAGCGCAUCCCCAGAGCUUCAUGGCGCAGAACACCAGCCCUGUGCUGUCAGUCAUUCCGAGUGCGUCCUGGAGUCCUCGGAGCACUUGCCUUCCAACUUCCUGGCCCCGCCUUUGAGUGACUCUGCCCCGGACCCUGAGUCAGACAACGCAUACCAACAACCCACCAGACAGAUGAGGCUCAAAAAGGCCAUUCACCUUAGGAAGCUCAAUUUCCUAAAGUCGCAGAAAUCUGCAGAGCCAACAUCUGAACCCAAAUCAGAUGACAGUUUAACAAAGAGGACAGAAUCUGCUAACGAAGACAGUAGAGAAAAAGUGGACAGCCAAAGUGCUGAAGAAAAGGAAAGAGAAGAACUCAUCAGUUCUGAGAGUUUUAAUUGUGGGAAUGAAAUGGAGAGGCCGGAGGACCCUGCAGCCCUGGAAGACCAGUCCCAGACGCUUCAGUCACAGAGACAGUACGCGUGUGAAUUGUGUGGAAAACCUUUUAAACACCCAAGCAAUUUGGAGCUUCACAAACGGUCUCAUACAGGUGAGAAACCUUUUGAAUGUAACAUGUGUGGGAAACAUUUCUCUCAGGCGGGCAACUUGCAAACUCACUUGCGUCGGCAUUCCGGAGAGAAGCCGUACAUCUGCGAGAUCUGCGGGAAGAGGUUUGCAGCCUCUGGUGAUGUCCAGCGUCACAUAAUUAUUCACUCAGGAGAAAAACCACACUUGUGUGACAUCUGUGGUCGAGGGUUCAGCAACUUCAGUAACCUGAAGGAGCACAAGAAGACGCACACGGCCGACAAGGUAUUCACCUGCGACGAGUGCGGGAAGUCUUUCAACAUGCAGAGGAAGCUGGUGAAGCACCGGGUCCGGCACACGGGGGAGCGGCCCUACAGCUGUUCCGCCUGCGGAAAAUGUUUCGGUGGCUCUGGGGACCUCCGCAGGCACGUCCGCACUCACACCGGGGAGAAGCCGUACACGUGUGACGUCUGCAGCAAGUGCUUCACGCGCUCGGCCGUGCUGCGGCGGCACCGGAAGAUGCACUGCCGAGCGGACGACGCGGGGCUCGCGCCGCCCAUCGCCCCCUCGGAGCCUGGGAAACCUCAGAGCGCAGACUCCUUUUCCCAAGACGUGUCUGUGACUUUGAUGCCCGUGUCCGUUAAGCUCCCCGUCCACCCAGUGGAAGAAGAGCCAGCGACUGAAUUCGACAGCCACUCUGCCGGCUCCUACUGUAAGUUCCGGCCCACGGUGCAGCCUCACGGAGUCGGUGACCAGGAGAGGCUCAGCUUGGAUCCGGCUAAAGCCGCCAAGCCCCCGCUGCCGCAGGCGCAGCCUCAGGCUUACGCUUACGCGGACGUGGCCGGCGCCGAGCCCCUGCAGGCCGACGGCAUGGCCAUGAUCCGCUCCUCGCUGGCCGCGCUGGACCAGCACUGCGGGGACCCCCUGGGCAGCCGCACCGCGGCCCCCGCGCACAGGAACUCGGACGGACAGUUCUUCUCCAGCAUGACCCUCUGGGGGCUGGCAAUGAAGACGCUGCAGAAUGAGAGCGAGCUGGACCAGUGACGUCCUGCGGCGGCGCCGCCUCGGUGCAGACCUCUCAGAGCUUCAGGAACAAGCCGUCCCCAGUUGCCUUCCUAACCGGCCCGAGAGCGGUCGGACCGCUUCCCUCCUGGUGGGGGCUGAUAACCAGAAGCAUCCCCAGCUCAAGAUUUGGGAAGGAAGGCCCCCUGGACCUUCGUGGAAGCAGACACGAGACAGCACAGCUUGUGUCACAGAAGCCAAAGGCUUGAGAGACCGUUUCAUGCUUCAGUGAGCACGACGGCGUGGACUCUGGGUAACUACUGUGCGUUUGGUCAUGAUAAAGGGAAAAUAUAUAUAUAUAUCACAAUACAGAUGUUAUUUUUGCAUUUUUAUAUGAUUGAAAUUUGUAGCAUUUUGUAUUUUUAUUUACAAAAAGAUUUUAUUUGUAUAGGAAACUCAUACUAUAAUUUAAUUUGAA
Molecule: messenger RNA, 2836 nt
Organism: Camelus dromedarius (Arabian camel)
Lineage: Eukaryota; Metazoa; Chordata; Mammalia; Artiodactyla; Camelidae
Gene: ZBTB49
Product: zinc finger and BTB domain containing 49
Exons: 8
Coding region: 127-2400 (757 amino acids)
Biological process (GO): regulation of transcription by RNA polymerase II
Cellular component (GO): nucleus
Molecular function (GO): DNA-binding transcription factor activity, RNA polymerase II-specific; protein binding
Source: RefSeq, a predicted model, not a curated record